AUUUAGUAUGCUUCAUCAUUUCUCAAAAUAUAGAUUCACACUUAACAAAGUCGCCAACCUGGAUUCCAUCAAAUUGUUCAUUAAAGAUCUUAAGGAUGUUGCCUCAAUUGUUCCUUCCAAAUUGGACGAAACCGAAGUGUAGCUCUCUCUCUAAAUCCAUGCUCUGGAGAAGAAUUGGAAAAUCGUAUGAAACUAUAAUUAUAGGUUUAGAACUCAAAGUCCUUGGCCAAAGAGUACAAAUUCGAAACAUUCAAAUAAGCAUUCGUGUUCAUGAACACAGUUUCACACUUGGCAGAUCAGAUGAGUCGUAAACUUUGAGUUUUUAAUUAGAUUACCCCAAAUGGAUCAAUGUCUACAAUAAACUAAGCGUAGAAAUAACGACCUAAGAUGUGAGUGGCAUUUCAGUAAAGGAUGUGCUCUUGGCUUAUCUAAUGGAAUCAGCCUACAAAGAUGUUAAGGAAUAGAACACGGAACAAAUUGGUGAGAUUUGCAAGGUGUCAGCUCCACAAUUAUUACAAAAUUGGAAUGCAAAUUACACUUAAUAUUAGGAGAUCUUGAAAAAAAAUGUUCACAAACUCUGAAAUUGAUAAAUGUUAUGACAAUUAAAUAAAAUUUAAUAUAUAUCUGAU
Messenger RNA from Paramecium octaurelia, 629 nucleotides. Lineage: Eukaryota; Ciliophora; Oligohymenophorea; Peniculida; Parameciidae. The record is from the annotation of a GenBank genome assembly.